Molecule: messenger RNA, 1931 nt
Organism: Phalaenopsis equestris
Lineage: Eukaryota; Viridiplantae; Streptophyta; Magnoliopsida; Asparagales; Orchidaceae
Product: zinc-finger homeodomain protein 3-like
Exons: 1
Coding region: 778-1533 (251 amino acids)
Biological process (GO): regulation of DNA-templated transcription; regulation of developmental process
Cellular component (GO): nucleus
Molecular function (GO): DNA-binding transcription factor activity; transcription cis-regulatory region binding
Source: RefSeq, a predicted model, not a curated record
AAAAAUUAAUUUUGAACAAGUGGAACUCGGGCAAGUCUCAGCUCGCUCAAAGCCCUUGCCAUUUUGCAUUGCUUCCAUAAUUUUCUUAAACGGGUCCCCGGCCUUCUCGCAGUCUGUGACAAGUGCAUCUGAGCAGUUUCCAUCUAUGGCGUAACUUCAUGCCUGCUAGUGCAAGCAAAGCAAUCUCCCCACGCUUUAUUCCUCCAAGUUAAAUCUGUUUUUUUUCUUCAAAAAUCUUCCACUCUUCAUUUCCCCUUCUUUACCACUUUAUCUUGUGCCUUCAUUACAUCUCCAAGAAUUCUUCCACCUAAACAGUUCAACACUGUGCAAUCCGAUGCCAUCUUUUCAUAUAGAAGCUCUAGUUCUUCCUAAUCCGCAACCAUCUAGAAAAAGCUCAUUGAAAAUUUAAAUCUUUCUGUAUAAUUUAUUAGGCACGGUUCCUAUUGUUGCGCUGACUUUAUUGGUUGAAGAGUUCAGUCUUCUUGACUUGGAAAGGAUAUUGUUUAAAGUGCAUCUAGUUUGAGAUUCAGGUUCUUCGAUAGGCUUCUCAAAGCAAAGAAUCAAAAGCAUAGAGGAAACCCCCUUGAAAAAUUACUCUUUCCUUUUCCUCCCUUACAUGCAUCUUCUAGUAUUAUAAGGAGAUAAUGCGAAAAUCAGAAAGCGAGUUGAUAAUUUCUUUCAAUUUGUGUUGCAAGAUUUCACUUUGAUUUCUCUGCAACCAUUCUACCACUUUUGAUCUCAACAGGUCAGAAGAGCACAUAGAUAGAGAAGGAGAGAAUGGAUUUUUCCGGCCAUGAAGGAGAGAUCCCAAUCCCAAUAACCAGCACUUUUCUUCUUGGUGGUGGAGCUCAUUGCCAGAGCCAGAGCAACGUCAUUGGCCCACCUGCUCCUCCUGAAACUCUUACUCGCCACACUUUACCAACUCCAGACAACAGCAAGAAAGGAGUCUUAGUAAAGUACAGAGAAUGCCUCAAAAACCAUGCAGCCUCCAUUGGUGGAAAUGCUACGGAUGGUUGUGGAGAGUUCAUGCCCAGUGGAAAAGAAGGUACCUUGGAGGCUUUCAAGUGCUCAGCUUGCCAUUGUCACAGGAACUUCCACAGGAAAGAGUCUGAAGGAAUAUCAUCCUCCUCUUGUGACUGCUUCCAGAACAACGGAGGGAGGAAGAUGAUGGAAGGAUACAUUACAGGUACAAGGCCUUUUCCUCACCAAAUGAUAAUGCCACUUGGUGCUAUACAGACCUCAGAGUCUGAUGAGAUGGAAGGUUACAUGACGAGGACACCGAUAGUGAAGAAGAGGUUCAGGACCAAGUUCAGUGUCGAACAGAAGGAGAAGAUGUUGGGAUUUGCGGAGAAGGUGGGGUGGAGGUUGCAGAAGCAAGAGGAAAGUUUGGUACAACAGUUUUGCCAGGAGAUUGGAGUUAAAAGGAGGGUUCUGAAGGUCUGGAUGCAUAACAACAAGCACAACUUGGCCAAGAAAAGCAGAAAUCUUCAGCUGGAUUGGAGUACUAGUACUACUACUGUUACUGAUCUUUGAUUUUUGUUUGUAUUUUUUUGUUACUGAGGUGAGUUUGAACGUUAGUUCUCAUCUGUUUCUGCUGGCUCCUUGAUUUUUUUUUUUUAUUUUACUUUUUCCUACUCCGCAUUCUGGUAGAGAAAUGCAGAUUGGCUUUGGAGAGGCAGACAGUACAUGAAACUGAUUUCCUUUACUAUUUUCUUGUUCUGAUAUCUGUUGCGUGACUGAUGGCGUCCAUGAUUUGUUAGAAACUUAUUUCUAUAUAAUCCAAUCUGUGUUGUGUUUGUUCAUUGUAUUCCAAUUCAUUUCAUCUUGUGUUAAUUCGACAUUUAUGGAAUCCAGACAUAAAGCUUUUUGUAGGACCAGAAAAAUAACGAGUAAAUAUUGACUAAAAUUUGUGCUAUUUAACUUCUUUAGUU